CACCCUCCUAUGGGUUAGAUACAGCCUUUUCUUGCUCUCCGUUAGGGUGUGCGGCGGAUGGAAAAUCUAAAGGGAAGGCAAUUUUGAUAGAAUCGUCAGAGUCCCCAAGGGUCUAUGUUCGAAGGAAUAUUGGAAUCUGUAUUCAGGAACCAGAAGAAGGAGUGGUCAAUUCCAUACCAAAGAGUCCAGGAGAGGACACCAGCAAAGGAAAAAGGGUGGAGGUAGCCAGCCCCAACUGGCCCCAACAAUCGAAAUGAAUGUUUUUGCGUGGAAUUGUCAAGGGAUAGGGAGUACCUUGACAUUCCAAACGCUAAAAGCUCACCGAAAUUUGUCUAAGUCUUUCUUAUUUCUUUGUGAAACAAUGUCUCCGAGAGACAAAGUGGAGUCUUUCAUGUCUCGUUUAGGAUUUUCAGAUUGCUUUCCUGUGAACCCUACCGGCCUGUCGGGGGGUCUAGUGUUUGGUUGGCCACGUGGGGCAUCAGUCUCGGUUAUUGGUUCAACCUCUUUUUUCAUUGCCAUUUCGGUCAUAAAUAAUAACUCCCUUUGC
Molecule: messenger RNA, 547 nt
Organism: Linum tenue
Lineage: Eukaryota; Viridiplantae; Streptophyta; Magnoliopsida; Malpighiales; Linaceae
Source: the annotation of a GenBank genome assembly